AAACGGCUGCGCAGAAACGGCUGCGCCGAAACGGCUGCGCCUAAACGGCUGCGCCGAAACGGCUGCGCCGAAACGGCUGCGCCGAAACGGCUGCGCAGAAACGGCUGCGCAGAAACGGCUGCGCAGGAACGGCUGCGCAGGAACUGCUUCGCAGGAACGGCUGCGCAGGAACGGCUGCGCAGGAACGGCUGCGCAGGAACGGCUGCGCAGGAACGGCUCUGCAGGAACGGCUGCGCAGGAACGGCUGCGCAGGAACGGCUGCGCAGGAACGGCUGCGCAGGAACGGCUGCGCAGGAACGGCUGCGCAGGAACGGCUGCGCAGGAACGGCUGCGCAGAAGCGGCUGCGCAGAAGCGGCUGCGCAGAAGCGGCUGCGCAGAAGCGGCUGCGCAGAAGCGGCUGCGCAGAAGCGGCUGCGCAGAAGCGGCUGCGCAGAAGCGGCUGCGCAGAAGCGGCUGCGCAGAAGCGGCUGCGCAGAAGCGGCUGCGCAGAAGCGGCUGCGCAGAAGCGGCUGCGGAGAAGCGGCUGCGCAGAAGCGGCUGCGCAGAAGCGGCUGCGCAGAAGCGGCUGCGCAGAAGCGGCUGCGCAGAAGCGGCUGCGCAGAAGCGGCUGCGCAGAAACGGCUAGGCAGAAACGGCUGCGCAGAAACGGCUGCGCAGAAACGGCUGCGCAUAAACGGCUGCGCAUAAACGGCUGCGCAGAAGCGGCUGCGCAGGAACAGCUGCAAAGGAACAGCUGCGCAGGAACAGCUGCGCAGGAGCAGCUGCGCAGGAACAGCUGCGCAGAAACAGCUGCGCAGGAACAGCUGCGCAGGAACAGCUGCGCAGGAACAGCUGCACAGGAACAGCUGCGCAGGAACAACUGCGCAGGAACAGCUGCGCAGGAACAGCUGCGCAGGAACAGCUGCGCAGGAACAGCUGCGCAGGAACAACUGCGCAGAAACAGCUGCGCAGGAACAGCUGCGCAGGAACAGCUGCGCAGGAACGGCUGCGCAGAAACGGCUGCGCAGGAACGGCUGCGCAGCAACGGCUGCGCAGGAACGGCUGCGCAGGAACGGCUGCGCAGGAACGGCUGCGCAGAAACGGCUGCGCAGGAACGGCUGCGCAGAAACGGCUGCGCAGAAACGGCUGCGCAGAAACGGCUGCGCAGAAACGGCUGCGCAGAAACGGCUGCGCAGGAACGGCUGCGCAGGAACGGCUGCGCAGAAACGGCUGCGCAGGAACGGCUGCGCAGGAACGGCUGCGCAGGAACGGCUUCGCAGGAACGGCUGCGCAGGAACGGCUGCGCAGAAACGGCUGCGCAGGAACGGCUGCGCAGGAACGGCUGCGCAGGAACGGCUGCGCAGGAACGGCUGCGGAGGAACGGCUGCGCAGUAACGGCUGCGCAGGAACGGCUGCGCAGUAACGGCUGCGCAGGAACGGCUGCGCAGGAACGGCUGCGCAGGAACGGCUGCGCAGGAACGGCUGCGCAGAAACGGCUGCGCAGAAGCGGCUGCGCAGAAGCGGCUGCGCAGAAGCGGCUGCGCAGAAGCGGCUGCGCAGAAGCGGCUGCGCAGAAGCGGCUGCGCAGAAGCGGCUGCGCAGAAGCGGCUGCGCAGAAGCGGCUGCGCAGAAGCGGCUGCGCAGAAGCGGCUGCGCAGAAGCGGCUGCGCAGGAACGGCUGCGCAGGAACGGCUGCGCAGGAACGGCUGCGCAGGAACGGCUGCGCAGGAACGGCUGCGCAGGAACGGCUGCGCAGGAACGGCUGCGCAGGAACGGCUGCGCAGGAACGGCUGCGCAGGAACGGCUGCGCAGGAACGGCUGCGCAGGAACGGCUGCGCAGAACGGCUGCGCAGGAACGGCUGCGCAGGAACGGCUGCGCAGGAACGGCUGCGCAGGAACGGCUGCGCAGGAACGGCUGCGCAGAAGCGGGUGCGCAGAAGCGGCUGCGCAGAAGCGGAUGCGCAGAAGCGGGUGCGCAGAAGCGGGUGCGCAGAAGCGGGUGCGCAGAAGCGGGUGCGCAGAAGCGGGUGCGCAAAAGCGGGUGCGCAGAAGCGGGUGCGCAGAAGCGGGUGCGCAGAAGCGGGUGCGCAGAAGCGGAAACAGCUAGGCAGAAACAGCUGCGCAGGAACAGCUGCGCAGGAACAGCUGCGCAGGAACAGCUGCGCAGAAGCGGCAGCGCAGAAGCGGCUGCGCAGAAGCGGCUGCGCAGAAGGGGCUGCGCAGAAGCGGCUGCGCAGAAGCGGCUGCGCAGAAGCGGCUGCGCAGAAGCGGCUGCGCAGAAGCGGCUGCGCAGAAGCGGCUGCGCAGAAGCGGCUGCGCAGAAGCGGCUGCGCAGAAGCGGCUGCGCAGGAACGGCUGCGCAGGAACGGCUGCGCAGGAACGGCUUCGCAGGAACGGCUGCGCAGAAACGGCUGCGCAGAAACGGCUGCGCAGGAACGGCUGCGCAGGAACGGCUGCGCAGGAACGGCUGCGCACGAACGGCUGCGCAGGAACGGCUGCGCAGGAACGGCUGCGCAGGAACGGCUGCGCAGGAACGGCUGCGCAGGAACGGCUGCGCAGAACGGCUGCGCAGGAACGGCUGCGCAGAAACGGCUGCGCAGAAACGGCUGCGCAGAAACGGCUGCGCAGAAACGGCUGCGCACAAACGGCUGCGCAGAAGCGGCUGCGCAGAAGCGGCUGCGCAGAAACGACUGCGCAGAAGCGGCUGCGCAGAAGCGGCUGCGCAGAAACGGCUGCGCAGAAGCGGCUGCGCAGAAGCGGCUGCGCAGAAGCGGCUGCGCAGAAGCGGCUGCGCAGAAGCGGCUGUGCGGAAGCGGCUGCGCGGAAGCGGCUGCGCGGAAGCGGCUGCGCGGAAGCGGCUGCGCGGAAGCGGCUGCGCGGAAGCGGCUGCGCGGAAGCGGCUGCGCGGAAGCGGCUGCGCGGAAGCGGCUGCGCGGAAACGGCUGCGCGGAAACGGCUGCGCCGAAACGGCUGCGCCGAAACGGCUGCGCAGAAACAGCUGCGCAGAAACAGCUGCGCAGAAACAGCUGCGCAGGAACAGCUGCGCAGGAACAGCUGCGCAGGAACAGCUGCGCAGAAACAGCUGCGCAGAAACAGCUGCGCAGAAACAGCUGCGCAGGAACAGCUGCGCAGGAACAGCUGCGCAGAAGCAGCUGCGCAGAAGCAGCUGCGCAGAAGCAGCUGCGCAGAGGCAGCUGCGCAGAAGCAGCUGCGCAGAAGCAGCUGCGCAGAAGCAGCUGCGCAGAAGCAGCUGCGCAGAAGCAGCUGCGCAGGAACAGCUGCGCAGGAACAGCUGCGCAGAAGCAGCUGCGCAGGAACAGCUGCGCAGGAACAGCUGCGCAGGAACAGCUGCGCAGGAACAGCUGCGCAGGAACAGCUGCGCAGGAACAGCUGCUCAGGAACAGCUGCGCAGGAACUACUGCGCAGAAACAGCUGCGCAGGAACAGCUGCGCAGGAACAGCUGCGCAGGAACAGCUGCGCAGAAACAGCUGCACAGGAACAGCUGCGCAGAAACAGCUGCGCAGGAACAGCUGCGCAGGAACAGCUGCGCAGGAACACCUGCGCAGGAACAGCUGCGCAGAAACAGCUGCGCAGGAACAGCUGCGCAGGAACAGCUGCGCAGGAACAGCUGCGCAGAAACAGCUGCGCAGAAACAGCUGCGCAGGAACAGCUGCGGAGGAACAGCUGCGCUGGAACAGCUGCGCAGGAACAGCUGCGCAGGAACGGCUGCGCAGGAACGGCUGCGCAGUAACGGCUGCGCAGUAACGGCUGCGCAGGAACGGCUGCGCAGGAACGGCUGCGCAGGAACGGCUGCGCAGAAACGGCUGCGCAGAAACGGCUGCGCAGAAACGGCUGCGCAGAAACGGCUGCGCAGAAACGGCUGCGCAGAAGCGGCUGCGCAGAAGCGGCUGCGCAGAAGCGGGUGCGCAGAAGCGGGUGCGCAGAAGCGGGUGCGCAGAAGCGGGUGCGCAGAAGCGGGUGCGCAGAAGCGGGUGCGCAGAAGCGGGUGCGCAGAAGCGGGUGCGCAGAAGCGGGUGCGCAGAAGCGGGUGCGCAGAGGCGGGUGCGCAGAAGCGGGUGCGCAGAAGCGGGUGCGCAGAAGCGGGUGCGCAGAAGCGGGUGCGCAGAAGCGGGUGCGCAGAAGCGGGUGCGCAGAAGCGGGUGCGCAGAAGCGGGUGCGCAGAAGCGGGUGCGCAGAAGCGGCUGCGCAGAAGCGGAAACGGCUGCGCAGAAACGGCUGCGCCGAAACAGCUGCGCCGAAACAGCUGCGCCGAAACAGCUGCGCAGAAACAGCUGCGCAGAAACAGCUGCGCAGAAACAGCUAGGCAGGAACGGCUGCGCAGGAACGGCUGCGCAGGAACGGCUGCGCAGAAACGGCUGCGCAGAAACGGCUGCGCAGAAACGGCUGCGCAGAAGCGGCUGCGCAGAAGCGGCUGCGCAGAAGCGGCUGCGCAGAAGCGGCUGCGCAGAAACGGCUGCGCAGAAACGGCUGCGCAGAAGCGGCUGCGCAGAAGCGGCUGCGCAGAAGCGGCUGCGCAGAAGCGGCUGCGCAGAAGCGGCUGCGCAGAAGCGGCUGCGCAGAAGCGGCUGCGCAGAAGCGGCUGCGCAGAAGCGGCUGCGCAGAAGCGGCUGCCCAGUAGCGGCUGCGCAGAAGCGGCUGCGCAGAAGCGGCUGCGCAGAAGCGGCUGCGCAGAAGCGGCUGCGCAGAAGCGGCUGCGCAGAAGCGGCUGCGCAGAAGCGGCUGCGCAGAAGCGGCUGCGCAGAAGCGGCUGCGCAGAAGCGGCUGCGCAGAAGCGGCUGCGCAGAAGCGGCUGCGCAGAAACGGCUGCGCAGAAACGGCUGCGCAGAAACGGGUGCGCAGAAACGGCUGCGCAGAAACGGCUAGGCAGAAACGGCUGCGCAGGAACGGCUGCGCAGGAACAGCUGCGCAGGAACAGCUGCGCAGAAACAGCUGCGCAGAAACAGCUGCGCAGGAACGGCUGCUCAGGAACGGCUGCGCAGGAACGGCUGCGCAGGAACGGCUGCAAACGGCUGCGCAGAAACGGCUGCGCAGAAACGGCUGCGCCGAAACGGCUGCGCCGAAACGGCUGCGCCGAAACGGCUGCGCAGAAACGGCUGCGCCGAAACGGCUGCGCCGAAACGGCUGCGCCGAAACGGCUGCGCCGAAACAGCUGCGCAGAAACAGCUGCGCAGAAACAGCUGCGCAGGAACAGCUGCGCAGGAACAGCUGCGCAGAAACAGCUGCGCAGAAACAGCUGCGCAGAAACAGCUGCGCAGGAACAGCUGCGCAGAAGCAGCUGCGCAGAAGCAGCUGCGCAGAAGCAGCUGCGCAGAAGCAGCUGCGCAGAAGCAGCUGCGCAGAAGCAGCUGCGCAGAAGCAGCUGCGCAGAAGCAGCUGCGCAGGAACAGCUGCGCAGGAACAGCUGCGCAGAAGCAGCUGCGCAGGAACAGCUGCGCAGGAACAGCUGCGCAGGAACAGCUGCGCAGGAACAGCUGCGCAGGAACAGCUGCGCAGGAACAGCUGCGCAGGAACAGCUGCGCAGAAACAGCUGCGCAGGAACAGCUGCGCAGGAACAGCUGCGCAGGAACAGCUGCGCAGAAACAGCUGCGCAGAAACAGCUGCGCAGGAACAGCUGCGCAGAAACAGCUGCGCAGGAACAGCUGCGCAGGAACAGCUGCGCAGGAACACCUGCGCAGGAACAGCUGCGCAGAAACAGCUUCGCAGGAACAGCUGCGCAGGAACAGCUGCGCAGGAACAGCUGCGCAGAAACAGCUGCGCAGAAACGGCUGCGCAGGAACGGCUGCGCAGGAACGGCUGCGCUGGAACGGCUGCGCAGGAACGGCUGCGCAGGAACGGCUGCGCAGGAACGGCUGCGCAGUAACGGCUGCGCAGUAACGGCUGCGCAGGAACGGCUGCGCAGGAACGGCUGCGCAGGAACGGCUGCGCAGGAACGGCUGCGCAGAAACGGCUGCGCAGAAACGGCUGCGCAGAAGCGGCUGCGCAGAAGCGGCUGCGCAGAAGCGGCUGCGCAGAAGCGGCUGCGCAGAAGCGGGUGCGCAGAAGCGGGUGCGCAGAAGCGGGUGCGCAGAAGCGGGUGCGCAGAAGCGGGUGCGCAGAAGCGGGUGCGCAGAAGCGGGUGCGCAGAAGCGGGUGCGCAGAGGCGGGUGCGCAGAAGCGGGUGCGCAGAAGCGGGUGCGCAGAAGCGGGUGCGCAGAAGCGGAUGCGCAGAAGCGGGUGCGCAGAAGCGGGUGCGCAGAAGCGGGUGCGCAGAAGCGGGUGCGCAGAAGCGGGUGCGCAGAAGCGGGUGCGCAGAAGCGGGUGCGCAGAAGCGGCUGCGCAGAAGCGGAAACGGCUGUGCAGAAACGGCUGCGCCGAAACGGCUGCGCCGAAACGGCUGCGCCGAAACGGCUGCGCAGAAACGGCUGCGCAGAAACAGCUGCGCAGAAACAGCUAGGCAGGAACGGCUGCGCAGGAACGGCUGCGCAGGAACGGCUGCGCAGAAACGGCUGCGCAGAAACGGCUGCGCAGAAACGGCUGCGCAGAAGCGGGUGCGCAGAAGCGGGUGCGCAGAAGCGGGUGCGCAGAAGCGGGUGCGCAGAAGCGGGUGCGCAGAAGCGGUUGCGCAGAAGCGGGUGCGCAGAAGCGGGUGCGCAGAAGCGGGUGCGCAGAAGCGGGUGCGCAGAGGCGGGUGCGCAGAGGCGGGUGCGCAGAGGCGGGUGCGCAGAAGCGGGUGCGCAGAAGCGGGUGCGCAGAAGCGGGUGCGCAGAAGCUGGUGCGCAGAAGCGGGUGCGCAGAAGCGGGUGCGCAGAAGCGGGAACGGCUGCGCAGAAACGGCUGCGCAGAAGCGGCUGCGCAGAAGCGGCUGCGCAGAAGCGGCUGCGCAGGAACGGCUGCGCAGGAACGGCUGCGCAGGAACGGCUGCGCAGGAACGGCUGCGCAGGAACGGCUGCGCAGGAACGGCUGCGCAGGAACGGCUGCGCAGGAACGGCUGCGCAGGAACGGCUGCGCAGGAACGGCUGCGCAGGAACGGCUGCGCAGGAACGGCUGCGCAGAAACGGCUGCGCAGGAACGGCUGCGCAGGAACGGCUGCGCAGGAACGGCUGCGCAGGAACGGCUGCGCAGGAACGGCUGCGCAGGAACGGCUGCGCAGGAACGGCUGCGCAGAAACGGCUGCGCAGAAACGGCUGCGCAGAAACGGCUGCGCAGAAGCGGCUGCGCAGAAGCGGCUGCGCAGAAGCGGCUGCGCAGAAGCGGGUGCGCAGAAGCGGGUGCGCAGAAGCGGGUGCGCAGAAGCGGGUGCGCAGAAGCGGGUGCGCAGAAGCGGGUGCGCAGAGGCGGGUGCGCAGAGGCGGGUGCGCAGAGGCGGGUGCGCAGAGGCGGGUGCGCAGAGGCGGGUGCGCAGAGGCGGGUGCGCAGAAGCGGGUGCGCAGAAGCGGGUGCGCAGAAGCGGGUGCGCAGAAGCGGGUGCGCAGAAGCGGGUGCGCAGAAGCGGGUGCGCAGAAGCGGGUGCGCAGAAGCGGAAACGGCUGCGCCGAAACGGCUGCGCCGAAACGCCUGCGCCGAAACGGCUGCGCAGGAACGGCUGCGCAGGAACGGCUGCGCAGGAACGGCUGCGCAGGAACGGCUGCGCAGGAACGGCUGCGCAGGAACGGCUGCGCAGGAACGGCUGCGCAGGAACGGCUGCGCAGGAACGGCUUCGCAGGAACCGCUGCGCAGGAACGGCUGCGCAGGAACGGCUGCGCAGGAACGGCUGCGCAGGAACGGCUGCGCAGGAACGGCUGCGCAGGAACGGCUGCGCAGGAACGGCUGCGCAGAAACGGCUGCGCAGGAACGGCUGCGCAGGAACGGCUGCGCAGGAACGGCUGCGCAGGAACGGCUGCGCAGGAACGGCUGCGCAGAAACGGCUGCGCAGUAACGGCUGCGCAGUAACGGCUGCGCAGGAACGGCUGCGCAGGAACGGCUGCGCAGGAACGGCUGCGCAGGAACGGCUGCGCAGAAACGGCUGCGCAGAAGCGGCUGCGCAGAAGCGGCUGCGCAGAAGCGGCUGCGCAGAAGCGGCUGCGCAGAAGCGGCUGCGCAGAAGCGGCUGCGCAGAAGCGGCUGCGCAGAAGCGGCUGCGCAGAAGCGGCUGCGCAGAAGCGGCUGCGCAGAAGCGGCUGCGCAGAAGCGGCUGCGCAGAAGCGGCUGCGCAGAAGCGGCUGCGCAGAAGCGGCUGCGAACAGCUGCAAAGGAACAGCUGCGCAGGAACAGCUGCGCAGGAACAGCUGCGCAGGAACAGCUGCGCAGGAACAGCUGCGCAGGAACAGCUGCGCAGGAACAGCUGCGCAGGAACAGCUGCGCAGGAACAGCUGCGCAGGAACAGCUGCGCAGGAACAGCUGCGCAGGAACAGCUGCGCAGAAACAGCUGCGCAGGAACAGCUGCGCAGGAACAGCUGCGCAGAAACAGCUGCGCAGGAACGGCUGCGCAGCAACGGCUGCGCAGGAACGGCUGCGCAGGAACGGCUGCGCAGGAACGGCUGCGCAGGAACGGAGACACAGAAACGGCUGCGCAGAAACGGCUGCGCAGUAACGGCUGCGCAGGAACGGCUGCGCAGGAACGGCUGCGCAGGAACGGCUGCGCAGAAGCGGCUGCGCAGAAGCGGCUGCGCAGAAGCGGCUGCGCAGAAGCGGCUGCGCAGAAGCGGCUGCGCAGAAGCGGCUGCGCAGAAGCGGCUGCGCAGAAGCGGCUGCGCAGAAGCGGCUGCGCAGAAGCGGCUGCGCAGAAGCGGCUGCGCAGAAGCGGCUGCGCAGAAGCGGCUGCGCAGAAGCGGCUGCGCAGGAACGGCUGCGCAGGAACGGCUGCGCAGGAACGGCUGCGCAGGAACGGCUGCGCAGGAACGGCUGCGCAGGAACGGCUGCGCAGGAACGGCUGCGCAGGAACGGCUGCGCAGGAACGGCUGCGCAGGAACGGCUGCGCAUGA
Molecule: messenger RNA, 8940 nt
Organism: Schistocerca nitens (vagrant locust)
Lineage: Eukaryota; Metazoa; Arthropoda; Insecta; Orthoptera; Acrididae
Product: trichohyalin-like
Exons: 10
Biological process (GO): regulation of osteoblast differentiation; cell differentiation
Cellular component (GO): nucleoplasm
Source: RefSeq, a predicted model, not a curated record